Megalopta genalis is the source of this 474-nucleotide messenger RNA. Its product is annotated as histone H2B. Gene Ontology annotation, molecular function: DNA binding; structural constituent of chromatin; protein heterodimerization activity. NCBI's taxonomy places the organism in Eukaryota, Metazoa, Arthropoda, Insecta, Hymenoptera, Halictidae. Gene Ontology annotation, cellular component: nucleosome. The record is from RefSeq and is a predicted model, not a curated record.
ACGAGUUCAAAACGCAUUGUUAGUUUUCUCGAUCUAAGAAAAAUUCGUUAAAUUGUUACUAUGCCGCCGAAAGUCAGUGGUAAAGCCGUGAAGAAGGCUGGCAAAGCCCAGAAGAACAUUAAUAAAACCGAUAAGAAAAAGAAGAGAAGGAGGAAGGAAAGCUACGCAAUCUACAUCUACAAGGUGCUCAAACAAGUUCAUCCUGACACUGGAAUCUCCAGCAAAGCUAUGAGCAUCAUGAACAGUUUUGUGAAUGAUGUGUUUGAACGCAUUGCUGCCGAGGCAUCGAGACUGGCGCAUUACAACAAGCGUUCUACAAUAACUUCUCGGGAAAUCCAGACGGCAGUAAGGCUUCUACUUCCUGGGGAAUUGGCAAAGCACGCUGUGAGUGAAGGCACCAAGGCAGUCACCAAAUACACCAGUUCCAAAUAAUCUGACACGCAUCGGCUUCAUUUAAACGGUCCUUUUCAGGAC